Messenger RNA from Suillus discolor, 1470 nucleotides. RefSeq lists its product as uncharacterized. The record is from RefSeq and is a predicted model, not a curated record. The coding region runs from base 1 to 1470 and encodes 489 amino acids. The transcript is spliced from 6 exons. Lineage: Eukaryota; Fungi; Basidiomycota; Agaricomycetes; Boletales; Suillaceae.
AUGUCACAUGUUUCACGGCCCAGUACAGCAGAUUCUUCUGAAUCUGAUAGCGAAUUGGAUGGUCAGAAUGCUGCUGGUGCAGAUCAUAUCUUUAUCCCGGGUCCUGGUGCAUCUAAAGGAGAACUCCUGGAGACGUUCAAAAUGUUGCAAGUUCAAAUGCAAAAGCUUCAAGAAGAGAAUAGGACAAUCAAAGAGGAAAACAAAACUCUGCAUGCAGAGAAACCCAAGCAAAAAUGGCGCACAGAUGCUCAUGACAAGCUCAGCGUUCAUGAGGACAUCAUCUCUAUCUAUGCUCACAAGUAUGGCAUGAUGAUUGAGAUGUUUCCCAGCAGCGACCUCCUCAAUAAGCGCCUUCCAGACUCACCAACUCCAUUUGACAGCACUGAACAAUAUACGACUGCGUCUACUCAAGAGUCAGCAUUUCUGGAUGAGCUCUAUCGUCACUUCCCUGAGUCGUUACACAAAGUGAUGGAAAGUUCAUACUUUAGCGAUCUUGUGAUGAAAUCCAUCCCAGAUGCUCAUGCUAAUGAGAUCAAGAAACUUUGGGGUGUUGCUGGCGACAUUUUCGACCUCCCUUCAAAAUACUUCACCAACACUAGCUACGAUAGAGCUAAUGUCCCUGAGAUCCAACAACUCCUUGGGGUCACAUCUUCAACAAACCUGACUGUCUUCGGAAACUGGCAACUGUUGGCACGAAUUCUGAAAGCUUCAUUGUGUGGUAUCACAUCCCUCCAUCACACUUCCAGUGGCGGCGGCGCACAUACCAACUCCAUGAAAUGGAGCGUUCGGCAAGUCACGCCAGGUUCCAUAGCUUGGGCUGCAGUUCUUGCAAUAUUCUUACUGUCUCCUGACACUGAAUUUUUGAGCACAGGCAUUGGCAAGAGGUCAACGAUUAGCUACAAGGAUUUAUUUUUCACCUACAAGAAAGUUCUAGUGACCAAGUGGAAGAUGAAGCGCAUUGUACAGAUUGUAAGUAAUAUCAACAACUACAUCUUCAAAGCUGCACGACCUUCGGCAUUGGAUUCUGCUGUACAUGAAGAUUUCACGGAUGUGAUUGAUCGCGCACUUGCAGCACUUGACAUGGAAAGUUCGGAUGAUGGAUCAGAAACUGCGGCAGACAUAACAGGUCCAGGAACUCCCACAGCUGCUGCUGCCUUGGAGAGACAUGUCAAUGAGUCAAUCUCACAGCCUAGCCUCUCCACACAGUGGCAGCACACCACAGAAACUCUGCCUGGCCCCACUGUCAACAAUGUAGCCACCAACGACGGCACUGCUGCAGAUUUGGAGGAUGCUGCAACACCUCAUGUUGUGGGAGCUGCAGCCAUCAGUUCAUCAGGCGAGGUACUCCAGGAGGCAGCAAAUGAUCCGAGCAGUACUAGAGGGAGGUCCAAGAAGUCGAAAAAUAGAGGGAGGAAGGCAGCCACACCAGUGAUGGCUUCUGAUCGUACUACUCAGCAGACUCACAAAUAG